Molecule: messenger RNA, 594 nt
Organism: Linum tenue
Lineage: Eukaryota; Viridiplantae; Streptophyta; Magnoliopsida; Malpighiales; Linaceae
Source: the annotation of a GenBank genome assembly
AUGGAAGAUUCGUCGGCAUCUCCAGCGUCAACGGCAAGGUUAAAGAGCUCGUGCUCGUCGUCGUUCCGGUUGAGGUCACCAAGCCUUAACUCCCUCCGUCUCCGCCGCAUAUUUGACAUCUUCGACAAGAAUGGGGAUGGGAUGAUAACAGUGCAUGACCUGAGCCAGGCAUUGACCCUAUUGGGCCUCGACGCUGACUUCUCGGAGUUGGACUCCACGAUCCAGGCCCACAUCAAGUCGGGGAACGAUGGCCUUGAGUUUGAGGACUUUGUCGCCCUCCACCAAUCAUUAGAUGAUGCCCUCUUCGGCGGCGGCGGGCAGCAACAGGACCAAGACCAGGACCAGUGCGCUGAUGAGAUAUCACAAGAGGAGUCAGACCUCUCCGAGGCCUUCAAGGUGUUCGAUGAAGACGGCGAUGGCUACAUCUCGGCCCACGAGCUGCAGGUGGUGUUGCGAAAGCUGGGCUUGCCGGAGGCAACCGAGAUUGAUAGGAUCGAGCAGAUGAUUGUCUCUGUGGAUCGCAACCAGGACGGUCGGGUCGACUUCUUCGAAUUUAAAGACAUGAUGCGUUCCGUCCUCGUCCCUAAUUCUUAA